AUGAAACUAGAUUCGCUAGUGGUAGUGUACACCAGAAAGCAACACACCACUGUGCAUUGUCAAGAUACCGCAGCCUGGGCCAUUAUCAAACGAUCCACGAUCCUAUCAGCUGGCAGUACCAUAGAGGUGAACUCUUUUGACGGAUGUCUCGUAUUAUCCUUACCAGCGAACGACAGCCAGGGACUAGAUGUGCUAGAUACGAUGGUUCGUGUUACUACAGGCCUUAAUCUACCCACCGUGGAGAUGGCGAAAGCCACGAAGUCGACGGAUAGGUGGUUAUGCCAAUUCAGUGUGGACAAUAAUGGUGGCAAAGCCAUUAAGUGA
Molecule: messenger RNA, 324 nt
Organism: Opisthorchis viverrini
Lineage: Eukaryota; Metazoa; Platyhelminthes; Trematoda; Opisthorchiida; Opisthorchiidae
Exons: 1
Coding region: 1-324 (107 amino acids)
Source: RefSeq, a predicted model, not a curated record